AAAUCCCACGUGCUGAAUAUUGUUCAUUUUUCUUCUUCUAAAAUAAUGGUGUCACUUCCAAACCAUUCAGGUGUGAUCUGAACCAACUUCACUGCACAACACAACUACACAAGAGGGUUUCAACUAUCUACUCCUCUUCUUCACACUCUUUGUGUGGGAUAAAGCAAUCUCAAUCUCUUCAUAAUGGAAAUAAGUAUUGCAAGGUCUCAUCUCGAAACACAGGGAAUAUUCUUUUCAAAUAUUUCAAGAACAAUAGGAUGGGAAAGCAUUAGGAAACUUCCAUGUAAUGUGGCUGCCCAGGGUUCAAGACGGGAUUUUCACAGAUUGGCCUCUUCCUGUCAAGCUUUUACUGCAGUGUAUCCUAGAAGGUCUUUUAUCUGUAGAGCAAAUUCUAUGCCAAUUAGUUUACAGGAAUCUGCAUCAUAUGGAGAUAAUUCUAUUGAGGAUGAGGAUCCAUAUACAGACUUGGAAGAGGAAGCUUUGGCAAAACCACCUACCAGUGAACAGAUAAUGACAUUGCUUGCUGACACACAGAGAGCAAAACUCACUAAGAAGCUUAGUGAGGCCAACCAGCAAAACCGGUUCCUAAAAAGACAGUUGAAUGUAAAGGAGGAUGCAUUGGUAAAAUUCAAAAGUGAACUUGCUGUCAUGGAACUUGAAAUUCAGGCUUUGGUCAGAUUAGCAGAAGAAAUAGCUCAAUGUGGUAUUCCAGAAGGUUCAAGGAAGAUCAAUGGAAAGUACAUUCAUUCUCACCUUGUUGCUAGAUUAGAAGCUGUAAAUGAACUACUGAAGGAACAAAUAAAAGAUGUCGAUGCGGCACAAUCGAAGGAGGUUUCUGUAUUUUGGGUUGGCAUGGCUGAGAGCGUGCAAGUUAUGGGCACCUUUGAUGGCUGGAGCCAAGGGGAGCACCUUUCACCUGAGUAUACUGGUUCUUACACAAGGUUUUCCACUACAUUGUUGCUUAGGCCAGGAAGGUAUGAAAUCAAAUUCUUAGUUGAUGGUGAAUGGAAGCUGUCACCAGAGUUUCCCAUUAUUGGUGAAGGGUUAACCAAAAAUAAUUUGUUAGUUGUCGAGUAAUGAUCCUAGUAACAGAUACAUUAGCAGAAACUGAGUGUUAUUUACUCAGUAAUUUAAAAUUUCUUUCUUUGGUAUAUAUACCCACAAACACUUUUUGAGUUAAGAGUGUGCUGUUAGCACUUCUUGUACUCAAACACUUUUGACCUAUAAUUAUAUUUUUGUGAUGCGUCGACAGUAACUUUAUUCAUAAAUAUUUUUAAAACCUAACUA
Messenger RNA from Glycine soja, 1287 nucleotides. Its product is annotated as protein PTST, chloroplastic-like. The record is from RefSeq and is a predicted model, not a curated record. Bases 184 to 1077 code for a protein of 297 amino acids. The transcript has 9 exons. Lineage: Eukaryota; Viridiplantae; Streptophyta; Magnoliopsida; Fabales; Fabaceae.